Molecule: messenger RNA, 1767 nt
Organism: Nannizzia gypsea CBS 118893
Lineage: Eukaryota; Fungi; Ascomycota; Eurotiomycetes; Onygenales; Arthrodermataceae
Exons: 1
Coding region: 1-1767 (588 amino acids)
Biological process (GO): chromatin remodeling
Source: RefSeq, a predicted model, not a curated record
AUGGCGACACACUCACGCCGAAGAUUCCGAAUAACUGGCCUUAAGACUCCCAAUCCAAACCUCCCGCCGUGCGAUCCAUCCCUAUGGAUCGUUUUUUAUAGCAAGGCUCCCUCCAUCGACCAGCUUCCGGCCUCUCGCAUCCCCGUCUCUCCCCAGACACAGAAUAUCCUCGGCCAACGUCGCUACAUCCAGAGUCAAGGCCAGCUGGCCAGGAAGGAAUUCAUGCUUCACGACAGGAAUAACUGGCCUACCAUCAACUUGCCACCCCAUGGACAGCAGCAGCAGCAGCCUUACCCCCAGGCUUACGCUGCGCAAAUGCUUGCCCGCCAACAGGUUCCACACGCGCCCAUGCAACAGCAACAAGUUGUUGGCUAUCCACCUGGCGUUGUCCCGCCCAAGGUCCAACGCACUCAGCGAGCGCCCGCUUCGACAGCCCCUGCAACCCCGGAUUUUUCUCUAGAUGACGAGGAAGUGUCAACAGGCGACAUUCUCGAUGCACUCACACCCAGAGAUAUCAGUCGCAUGCGUUACAAGAACCACCACGAAUGGAUGGAAGAGGUAUUAGCUUCACCGUAUCGAAUGGACCAGAUACUUCCUGUUGAUCUUGGACUCGGUCGCAAAGGUGAGCUGGAGAGUUUGACAAAGGGCUACUUCUACACCCCUGGUGCGCUCGCAUCCCAGCGAAAAGAAGGUGACGGGCCACCGCCAGCUAGUGGCAAGAUGGAUCCUGGGAAGGCUGAAGACUUUGCCAACUCCGUUGCUAAACGGCUUGCUGAGAUGAAUGCGGAAAUGGAAAACAUGAGAAAGAAACAUGCUCGCAAACUGGAGAAGACGAAGAAACUGUCAGCCUUGAGAGAGGCUGAGCUUAACCUCCGAGAUGCCGUCAUUGAUCCGUCCGACACCGGGGAUGAAAUCUGGAGGGUAGAAGGGCGGCUGCGACCCGAGCAAGAGGAUGGUAUGUCCCCAGUUGACUACAGCGACAAGUCCAGGAAGAAGGUGGAUGAUAUCCUGAACGGACUACAAGCCAGUUGGGGAAGGACGGUUGUUCCGGUCAGUGACAUCAACUGUCUAGAGAAAGGAGGUUUACAGGAACGGGUGCAGCCUCCUCCCCCACCCCCUCAACCCACCAUAUCAGAUGCCGACAUGAUCAACACAGUACAUUAUGGACAGUAUGACCGGGCAACCGAUGGUGGCGUUGAAACGGCACCUGGAGUCACUGCUCCUUCACAGGGGGUACCUACAUCCGCGGCCUCGCAGCCGAUGCCAUCAUCAGCCGCACCUCCACAGCCCGUCAGUACAGCGCCACCAACCAGCGAGGACGUUGUCAUGGGUGGUGUUGAGCCUCCAGUCCAGUCACAUGCAACGUCUGGACAGCCAGCAGCAGCUGAAGGAGAUGGGGACUGGAUAAUGGUAAAUAAAGACGGCCAUACAUCCGCGGCGUCACCCUCCAAGGGCAUCAAUCCUGGUGUGAACGAAAAUACACAACAGCCUAUCACCACCACCACCGGAGCACCUAGCACAACUUCUGUUCAGGGAACACCAGCUGCGCCCACCGCAGAGGCCACCGUACCGGGAAUGACGCCUGGGGCGACGGGGGAGUUUGAGGAUGAGAAUAUCAAUACCGCUGGAGAAGCACUGGCAGACUACCAUGGAGACGUUGGCGGGCUUGACAUGGGUGGCAUAGAUGACUCUGCCUUUGGAGAUGCCUUCCAUGCCACCGAAGGGGACCUCGGGGAACAUCAUCAUGAGACAGACGAAAUCGCGUAG